Folsomia candida is the source of this 3477-nucleotide messenger RNA. Its product is annotated as ras-specific guanine nucleotide-releasing factor RalGPS1. Lineage: Eukaryota; Metazoa; Arthropoda; Collembola; Entomobryomorpha; Isotomidae. Gene Ontology annotation, cellular component: plasma membrane. Gene Ontology annotation, biological process: Ras protein signal transduction; positive regulation of GTPase activity. The transcript is spliced from 11 exons. Gene Ontology annotation, molecular function: guanyl-nucleotide exchange factor activity. The record is from RefSeq and is a predicted model, not a curated record. Bases 1372 to 2985 code for a protein of 537 amino acids.
CCAGGUGUACUGAACUGAGCAAGAAGUAAACUGGUCUGGCUGACUCAUUCUUCUUCUUCAAAACUAUUCCAGCCAGACAUCCGGCUUGAAUAAAUUAUUAUAAUAAAGCUUCCCACGAUAAGGUUUAGACAAUAAGUCCGACUGAAGUAUAUUUCCACAGUUAGCGUUUCCUAAUUGUUCGAAAAAACGGAAAGAAUCUGUACUCCUAAAUAUUAACUUAACGUGUGAAACUACACAUGCAUACAUAUUAACUUGGUUAAUUUCUUGUUAAAAUUGUGAUACACAUUGAUUCGACAAGGGUUAAAACUCAAGGAUUUAGUAAUUAAGACUACUGUUUGUUGUUGAUUUCGUUGUAAUUAUUAUUACUUUGUGGAAUUGGGAUGCUCAACCAAUCGUAUGUGUGAUGAUAAUUUAUCAUUGAUAAAUGUUGUGAGUUACUAAAUUAACCAACCAAGAGGAAAAAAUAGAACUUAUGAGCAAAACGUGUUAAUUAAGAACAAGAUUAAGAAUAAGAGUUCAUGAGUCAUUUCCUAUUACGUAAAUGUUAAGUAGUAAAUAAGUUUGUUAAUUUAAAGUUUAAAUAUUUAGUAAGUCUCGAGCCCCAACUUCUCUAAUACAUGUGAGAAUCUAACUAGCUGUUUUGUGAUUAAGUAAUUAAUUUAACGAUUAAUUAGCAAUGCUCAAACCUACUUGAAUUGAAUGUCUUAAUUAAUCUAUCUAAAUGCCAAACUUGUUCGAAUACAUUUGUUCUUCUUCCAUUAACUUGGCCAUAAUUGGAAUCUGGUCCGGGUCACUGUUAGCAUUAUUGUUUAUCCAUUGUGUAAAACUUAAUAAUAAUCGAGCUUAUUAUUAUUUCGGGCUUGACGAUUCCUAUUGUGUCAUUUUGGACGAAAUUACUCAAUUCUUUACCCAAGACAAGAAACACUUUAAACUUGGGAGAGUCAAAUUUAAUACGGGAUUCUGAAUUAUAUAGAUAUUUAAAUGGUCAAAGUUAAUACGAGUGAAGAAAAGUGUUGUUGAUAAAUAAUUUUCAAUCAACCAGGAAGCAAACUUAUCAUCGUCGGAUUCGAAGUUCGUCGGUCUAUCACUGCCUUCAUGUCGUAACGUACUGUGCACACGUGACAGUUAACCAAUUGCCAUCAUCAUUGUCAUCUAGUUGCUUGCGAUCGAGCUUAAUUGGAACGAAAAAUUUUGGGUCAAGACUGAGGACGGGGGUUAAAUCGAUCGUCGCCUUUUAUAUAUACCAACCCACGCACGCCACACGCCAAUACUAAUAAAAACCAGGAAUAAGGACGGAUAUACUCGAGAGAGAGUUGGCUGCCAAGUCAGGACGGACUCUGACAAAACUUUUUGAAAAGCAGAUGUUGUUUUAUGAAACAGUUUAUGUUUAGAACAACAGUGAAGAAGAAGAGUGAGUCGUGGGGCACGCCUGCUGGCUCCUGUUCAAUGUCGUCGAUUUCGAGAUACUCUGAGAUUCCGAGGGAGUCAUCGUCAUCCUCGUCUUCUCAAUGCCAAAUCAGUCGGAGUCUCAGAAAAAUGUCCUGUUUCGACACACGCGACACGACUGAUCGCCCCCGGUUCAAGUCCACGUUUAGUACCAAUUCUCUACCUCGUCCCGGCAGGAUGAGUUCUGCGGUGGUGGAUGUUAUUCGAAUCCCGUACGACGAUAUCGCCGCACAAUUUACCCUUAUUGAUUUUGACCUCUUUAAGAAAUUAGAGUUGGAAGAACUUACGAGUUGUGGGUGGAUUAAGAAGACGAAGAAUGAGGUGGCUCCAAACAUUGUGGCGUACACGAGGAGAUUUAAUCAUGUCAGUUAUUGGGUAAUUGAAGAAAUUCUUAAUCAAGAAUUAUCCAAGAUAAGGGCAGAGAUAAUUUCAUACUUUACCCGAGUUUGUAAACGGUUGUACGAAUUGAAUAAUUUGCAUUCCCUUUUCGCCAUCAUUUCUGCACUGAGAAGCGCGUCCAUUUAUAGGCUGAAAAGUACGUGGAAUCUUGUUCCAAAACGAGACAGACAAAGUAUUGAUAAAUACGCUGAAAUUUUCUCGGAUAAGGAUAACUGGGCCAAGUAUAGAGAACAUUUGGACUCGUUACGAUUCCCUUGCGUCCCAUAUAUUGGCGUUUACUUAACUGACCUCGUUUACCUCAGCAUGGCAAACCCAUCCUGCUCUCUUAACGAUAACCCGGCAGCGAAUAACAUUUUCAGAAUAAUUACAACCUACCAAACUGAAUCGACUUAUGCCAACCUACCAAAAGACUACCUACUGCAGUGUAAACUCCGUUCUAUUCGGUACAUUGACGAGUUGCUAAAAUUUGUGGAGGACGACCAUUACAAGAAAUCACUCAAAUUGGAACCUCCGGCGGAACAGUCACCCGAAAAAUUUAUUGCCGGCCACAAAAAGCAAAAUAGUUGGGGAAAUAGACCGAAAUUCAUUACCCAACAAACCCCCAACACUACUACAACCACGACGACUGGGAAAGACGCAAGUUCGGAAAGUACACGGAAUCUCAUUGACGACUCUCUAUUAGAAAAAAGUGAAACCAACUCCGCCUCAUUUCCAAAUCAAAUUGUUACAAUUCCAAAAGUUGAAGUUUUGGGAAACGAUAUUAUCUUGGAAGGUUGUUUACGAAGGAAAAUGUUACUCAAGAAUGGGAAGAAACCAUUGUUAGGAAAUGGAGCGUGGCAACGUUAUUGGGUCCAACUUUGGGGAUCAGUAUUGCUCUACUACACGGCCAAAUCAUUGACAGGGUCUGACCGUUCCGAUUUUAAAUUGGAGCCAUCCAAAAUGAAAUCAAUCCUAGGUUGGCUUAUCCAAAUAGCAGAGGAUCCCCUUCAUCCAGACUCAUUUCAUUUGGCUGACCCAGAUUCGGGAACCAUGUACAAAUUUCGGGCUGGAAGUGCUCCCCGAGCCCUCGUUUGGUGUCGGACAUUGCAAGAAUGUCAAAAGAAACGGGGAAAGCCUUCCAAUCUCAUAAAAUUUGAUUAAACACUCGACAUUUAAAAAGACGUUGAAUCUCUGGCACCUAAUACAAUUUAUAAUAUUCAACAAGAAUCUGAUCUGAUUGAUAUUAAUUUUUUACAAGGAAAAAACAGCCAGGAAAAAAUUACGACGAUGAGUUUUUUUUUCAAUGUAAUUAUUUAUGUGUUCACAAUCAUCAGCAAUUUUAUACAAAUUAUUACAAACAAAUGUAUAGCAAAAGUAAGCAAGCAAUUAAGUCAAGUAAAUAAGCCACCUUAAAAAACUCACUCAGAAAAGGUUUUGUACAAAUUUAAAAAUGAUCUUUUUUUCGCUAUAGAGCUAUUUUUCUUAGUCAUUUAUAAUAAUUUGUAAAAUAAGUAGCGACAAGAGCACCACGCCAUAGCAGCUACAUAAAUAGAGCAGUAUCGCAUAGACUAUUAUUUGAGAAAGAUUGGAUGAUAAAAUGUAAUAAAUUACAAUGCAGAGAUGAAUAAAUCUAAAAUCAAAUCCCACAACAAA